CGCUGAACAUGUCCAGAGAGGAUCGAGUUACACUACGCCCCAUCUUUAAGCCCCAGUCAGUGCGCCGUUAGCCGCAGGACAACAGAGGAUAGGAUAGGAUACUGGCCGCCGGGGAACUGUCGGCUCCACACUCAUGCCUUGGAAAAGGGGAAGAGUUUGAAAUUGCUGUUAAUGGGGAGAAAUCACAUUUACCUGGAGUUCUAAAAAUGAUAGAAACAAUGGAUACACAGCGUGCCUUGCAGGCGGUGGAGCGUCUCCAGGCCAAACUGAAGGAGCGGGGGGAGGUGCCCACUGAGGAGAAGCUCAGCCUGCUCAAAUCAGUGCUCCAGAGCCCCCUCUUCCACCAGAUCCUGGCCUUGCAGAAGUCCGUCCAGCAAAUCAGAGACCAGGGGAGUGUCCCAGCGUCACGUGCGAGUGACCUUGACGAUCACGUGGCAGCAGUCAAGCCCAAUGGCGGUCAUGUUUCCUACGCAGAAAUAUCAGCUUCUACACUCAUCAAUGGCAAGACAUCAUCUGAAGAAUUCGAACACGUGAUUCACUCCAUGGCGCAGGGGCGCUUCGUGACGCACGUGGACCUGCUGAAGCCAGCGUCAGGAGGCCUGGGGUUCAGCGUGGUGGGCCUGAAGAGCGAGAACCGCGGAGAGCUCGGCAUCUUCAUACAGGAAAUUCAACCGGGAAGUGUGGCUGACUGUGACGGGAAGCUCAGAGAAGCUGACCAGAUCUUAGCCAUCAAUGGCCAGCCCCUGGACAACACAGUGACCCACCAGCAGGCUAUAGCCAUCCUGCAGAGUGCUGCGGAGAGGGUGCAGCUCACGGUGGCAAGAGGUCCGAUACCUCAGCUGGCCAGUCCGGUGGUGUCCCGCACGCCCUCUGCUGCCAGUACACUGUCAGCCAACUCCAGCGCGUGGCAGCACGUGGAGACGAUUGAGCUGGUCAACGAUGGCACUGGUCUUGGCUUUGGUAUUGUGGGAGGAAAGACCACCGGCGUUAUUGUCAAAACCAUCCUUCCUGGAGGCAUAGCUGAUCAGGAUGGCCGCCUGCGCAGUGGAGACCACAUCCUGAGAAUAGGAGACACUGACCUGCACGGCAUGGGCAGCGAGCAGGUGGCGCAGGUCCUCAGGCAGUGUGGCAACAGGGUGAAGCUGGUGGUUACUCGGGGUCCCGUGGACGAGAAUCCCUCCCUCUCUGCCGUCAUGCCUGUGGUGCUCCCCACUGUCAACGAACAGGGCUACGAGGAAGAGGAGGAUGAGGCAUUUGAUGUGAGCCUUACCAAAAACCCACAGGGGCUGGGUAUCACUAUUGCAGGCUAUGUUGGAGAUAAAAAUUCAGAGCCCUCUGGCAUUUUUGUUAAGAGCAUAACAAAAGACAGUGCCGUAGAUCAAGAUGGCCGUAUUCAUGUCGGAGACCAGAUAAUAGCUGUCGAUGGCGUAAACAUCCAGGGAUACACCAAUCAGCAGGCAGUGGAGGUGCUCAGACACACGGGCCAGACAGUCCACCUUAAGCUGAUCCGGAGGGGCUUCAGGCCUGACGAGAUCCCCCCCGCCGUGGCCCCCAGUGUCACCAUCCUGCCCCCCUCCAUCACCAUUCCCACCACAACCAUGGUCAUGAUGGAGCUGGAGCUGGAGAGGAAGAAGGCUGAGGAGGCUGCUCCAGUCACCGCAGAUGAAAAGGCGCUGCAGACAAAGAGUGAAGGAUCUGAUGUCAGCCCAGCCACGGAUCAGCUAACAGAAGACAAACAUGGGAUGAAGCUAACAGCCUUUGAAGAGGAGGAACUAAUGAAGAAGUGGCAAGAGAUUCUGGGUCCAACUAAUGAAGUUGUUGUAGCUCAGGUGGAGAAGUUCAGUGAGAGCAGUGGCCUGGGUAUCAGUCUGGAAGCCAACAGUGGGCAUCAUUACAUCCGCUCUGUUCUACCUGAGGGACCUGUCGGUCGCUGUGGAAAGCUGUUCAGUGGAGAUGAACUGCUUGAGGUCAAUGGUAUAUCCCUGAUUGGUGAAACCCACAAGGAAGUAGUCAGAAUCUUGAAGGAGCUUCCACUUUGCGUAUACAUGACAUGCUGUAGGCCCGCCCCUCACCUGCAGACUGACAUGGAUGCUGUCCAGCCAGAAUCUGAGACUUUGUCUACAGUGUCUAAAUUAAAGAAACAAAUAGACCUGAGCAGCGUGUUGGUUGCUGAAGACUCAGAGGUGAACACAGCGGCAGCGACACAGGAUAAUGUGACAGAGGAGGCGAUAGGAUCUCCUUUGGCCAUGUGGGAGCUGGAGAUCCAGAAUAUCGAGCUCGAAAAGGGAGAAGGGGGAUUGGGAUUCAGCAUACUGGACUACCAGGACCCACUGGACCCGGCCAAGACCGUGAUCGUGAUUCGAUCUCUGGUUCCCAACGGUGUGGCCGAGCAGGAUGGCAGACUGUUGCCAGGAGACCGGCUCAUGUAUGUUAACGCCACCAACCUGGAGAACGCCAGCCUGGAGGAUGCCGUCCAGGCCCUGAAGGGAGCCAACCUCGGAAAGGUCCAGAUAGGAGUUGCCAAACCACUGCCUGGAAUAUGUGGAUAUUCCCACUCUCCACACCCAUAUGGUGAGCAGGAGAUUACAUCAUCAUCCACCAUCCAUUCAUUUGACUUCAACAAUAUUUUGGUUGAAGAAGGAGAGGAAGAAGGACUGGCUGAGGGCAUCGUUUACCGAGCAGAGCCUGCAUUGAUCGACACCAGCGAAGCAGACCUGUCUGAUGAGAAGGUGUUAGAUCACACUUACUCUGGGAUAGAGGACGACACUUUCCAGGCAUCCAUGAUUGCUCUUCAUGGCAGCAGCUGUAGCGCAGACCUGGAUUACUUGCACUCAUCUACGCCCAAGCUGACAGCUCGCCUGGACUUGUUGGAUGAGCAUCCCUGUUUUGCAACACCGUCCGGCCUUGCAGACAACACUCGGUCGUUCCCCCCGGAGGAGUCUGCCUCGUUCACUCCUCCGAGUUUAAGAGGUCACGUCCCGACUUUUAAUGCCAUACUGAGCAGCUCUGAUCAGUUCCUGGCACAGCACUCGGCCACAGAAGAAGCAGUGGAGGGCUUGAACUCAUACAGCCCGUUUGCUGAGAUAGGGACCAGAUCGUCUGUCCCAGAUGAACCCGUGGAGUCUCUUCACUAUCAGAAUGAGCCACCCAUGACUUUUGGAGAUAUUGCAGACAUGAAGAUUUUGAUCAAGGAUGAGGAGGCUGGUGUGAAUGAAUCAGCAGAAGACGGUGACAAGGAAGGACUGACCUCGGGGAGCAAUUUUGAAAGGACUAUCACAGUUGUCAAGGGCAACUCCAGCCUUGGGAUGACUGUGAGUGCCAAGAAAGAUGGUUUGGGAAUGCUGAUCCGCAGUAUAAUCCAUGGUGGAUCCAUUAGCCGCGAUGGACGUCUGGGUGUCGGCGAUCUCAUCCUGGCCAUCAAUGGAGAGCCCACAGCCAACCUGACCAAUGCUCAGGCUCGCGCCAUGCUUAGAAGACACUCGCUCAUUGGGCCAGACCUGGGAUCUGCUUGUGCACCUGAGGACGAUCUGUGCCCAUUUUAUGUCAUUACAUAUGUUCCAGCAGAGUAUCUGGAGGAGUACAAGGCCAGCCUAGAGCAGGCUAAAGAUGAUGUCUUCUCUGAAACAGCUCCGGUCACAGUUCCAGAUCCAAAAGACAUUCCUAACCUCCCUGAACGGGAAGAUGGAGAGGGAGAGGAAAGUGCCUCGUACAGCAACUGGAACCAACCUCGGAAAGUGGAGCUCUUCCGAGCGCCAGGCAAGUCCCUGGGUAUCAGUAUCGUCGGGGGCCGAGGGAUGGGCAGCCGGCUGAGCAACGGAGAGGUGAUGAGGGGUAUUUUUAUCAAGCACAUCCUGGAGGACAGUCCGGCUGGACAGAACGGGACCCUGAAGCCUGGAGACAGAAUCGUAGAGGUGGAUGGAGUGGAUCUAAGAGAUGCUAGUCACGAGGAGGCAGUGGAGGCCAUACGCAGGGCAGGCAACCCUGUCUCCUUCUUGGUCCAGAGUAUUAUCCACAGGCCCCGGAGGCCGCCCCUGCCCUUUCCGCAGCUAAAUAGCCAGCGUGAGUUGAGUCUUCGCUGCACUAAUCAAACCUACUUAGCACCUGCCCUCCCUCAGUCAUCAGUAACAGACUCCAGUGAGGACAGAGCUGCAGCUAUGACAAGGGACAGCAAGGACAAGCCGGUGAAGCGUGAAGCGGCAAAGGCAUCUCCCACCAGUGCUGUCCUCCCCCUGCCAGUGGUGCCCCAUGUGGGAGAGACUGAUACAGACACGCUGACAGAGAUUCCUGGCAGACCUGCUGAGGCAGAGGAAGAGGUGGAGGAGGAGGAGGAGGAGGAGGCGGAGGAUGAGUUUGGAUACAACUGGAAGAACAUAAUCCAGCGAUAUGGCAGCCUGCCGGGUGUCCUACACAUGAUUGAGCUGGAGAAAGGCAAGACAGGACUGGGCCUCAGCCUGGCGGGGAACAGGGACCGCUCUCGCAUGAGUGUGUUCGUGGUGGGAAUAGACCCCAACGGGGCGGCCAACAGGGACGGACGUAUGGUGGUGGGGGAUGAGCUGCUGGAGAUCAACGGGCAAGUCCUUUACGGCCACAGUCACCAGAAUGCAUCCUCCAUAAUCAAGAGCUCUCCAUCUAAAGUCAAAAUCAUCUUUGUCAGGAACACGGAGGCGCUGAACCAGAUGGCUGUGGGACCUGUGAGAGAACCCGAGGGAGACACAGUGGAGCCCCACGCUGAGAUAGAAACAACUGCUGCUAACGGCGACGCCGAAACGUCAAAAUAUGUGCAUCACAGCAUAAAGCUGAAGGAGGACGGAGGACUUGGCAUCUCCUUUGUGGAGGGGAACACUGAGACUGGAGUUGAGAUUCAGAGUAUAUCUGAAGUGAAAGGACACACGGGCAAAGAGUGCUGCAUGAAACCAGGGGACAAACUGUUAGCUGUGAAUGGUGAAUCAGUGCUCGGCUACACUGUGAAAAAGGUCAAUUCUCUACUGAGAAAAGCCAAAGGUCCAGUGAAGCUAACGUUCUCUACAAAUGAGACCCACUCCUCCUUCUCCUUUCCCCAGUCAUCCAGCCAAGAUGGGGACUGCUCGGAUGACGCCCUUGCCAGCCUACCUAGCAUGCCUGUUGCUGCCACAGCUACCCUGAGUCAACCAGAGCCGGACGCAGUUGCUGGUCCAAGCCGCUCAUCCACCCCUUCCACUCUGGCCUGUGACCCUGCGACCUGUCCCAUCAUCCCCGGCUGUGAGACCACCAUUGACAUCUCCAAGGGCCGCACGGGCUUGGGGCUCAGCAUCGUGGGAGGCUGUGACACCCUGCUGGGGGCCAUCAUUAUCCAUGAAGUUUAUGAAGAAGGGGCAGCCUCGAAAGAUGGCAGGCUUUGGGCAGGAGACCAAAUCCUAGAGGUGAACGGCAUCGACCUGCGCGCAGCCAGUCAUGACGAAGCCAUCAAUGUGCUGCGGCAGACACCGCAGAGAGUGCGUCUGACGGUCUUCAGGGACGAGACGCAGUACAAGGAGGAAGAUCUGUGGGACUCGUUCACUGUGGAGCUUCACAAGCAGCCUGGCCAGGGCCUAGGCCUGAGCAUCGUAGGGAGGAGGAAUGACACGGGAGUGUUUGUGUCCGACAUUGUGAAAGGAGGUUUGGUUGACACUGAUGGCCGACUCAUGCAGGGCGACCAGAUCCUGUCAGUCAAUGGUGAGGAUGUCAGGUCGACUACACAGGAGGCCGUGGCUGCACUACUCAAGUGCUGCGUGGGGCCUAUAAAAAUGGAAGUAGGGAGGUUUAAGGCAGGCCCCUUCCACUCGGAAAGAAGGCUGUCUCAAAGUAGUCAGAUGAGUGAAUCAGGCAGCACCAAGGUGGCCUCUCAGUCAUGCUUGGACUCUGGGAACCUUCCCAGUGAUCCCGAAAAACGAAGUAGGAGUCCUGAUGCUCCGGAGCAGCAGGACACCAGAACAGUUGAGUUCACGAAAGGUCCCAAUGAUUCUUUGGGGAUCAGUAUAGCAGGGGGUGUGGGCAGCCCUUUGGGUGAUAUCCCCAUCUUUAUCGCCAUGAUGAAUCCUGUCGGCCUGGCCGCUCACACCCAGAAGCUCAAGAUCGGGGACCGCAUUGUCAGUAUCUGUGGGACCUCUGCUGAAGGCAUGACCCACUCACAGGCUGUCACUCUGCUCAAGAACGCCACAGGCACAAUACAGCUGCAGGUGGUAGCGGGCGGCGACACCACCGUGACGGGUCCCUCUCAGGAGCAGGCAGCUGCAAGUCUGACACCCAGCUGCAUCUUCCAGGAUGACCUUGGCCCACCUCAGUAUAAGACUAUAAAUCUUGAAAGAGGACCAGACGGACUGGGUUUCAGUAUAGUUGGAGGGUAUGGCAGCCCCCAUGGAGACUUGCCCAUCUAUGUUAAAACUGUUUUUGGAAAGGGAGCAGCAGCAGAGGAUGGACGCCUGAAGCGAGGGGACCAGAUAAUGGCGGUUAACGGGCAGACCCUGGAGGGCGUCACUCAUGAAGAAGCUGUCGGCAUCCUGAAGAGGACCAAAGGAACUGUCACGCUCACUGUGCUUUCAUAGACUCACAAUUGCACAAAUUUAUCUUCACUACUUUUCCAAAACUUCUUAUCACACGCAAAGUUAAUCCACUUCUAUAACGACAAACUUUAAAAUAGCAACACACCUCGCAGGUGUGAUGUCAUGUCUAGCAGUAGAAGUCGAACCCGCAAUAUUUCGCAACUGGAAGAUUGUGUGAAUGUCAGCAGAUGUUCAUCUGUGAAAAUAUGCACACUGAAAUAGGAACAACUAUUUACUGAUAAUCAUGAAGAAGUUUAUUGCUCAAUGUAACUUUGAACACUGUGAUGCACGGAAGUCUGCAGUAAGUAGACUCAUGUAUGUCGUGAUAACUAAAGCUAAAAGAGCUUUUCACUGUCACCUCAAUUGCUCUCAAAAUAAUAUGUAGAGUAGAAAUGAAGUAUGAAUUUAUAGUUUGCCAUACAGUUUUAAUUUGUUGUUACAUGAAUCUCCAAGAGGUUGUAAAUAGUAGGAUAGUAUGAUGUGUUCACACCAAAUGUUAAGCAAGUUUUUCGUGCAGCGACAUCACAUACAAACUUAAUGCAGAAACAUGAAUAGACAGGAGUUUGUGCUGGGCAACGCAAAUGACGUGAUGAGAACAUGCAAAAUUUGGGUAUUUGCACAAGCUGAAAUUUUUAAACUUACACAAGAAAUUUGUGUGAUGCAAUGAUGCAAAAGCCUACUAGGGGUGAGAUCUUGUUGAAAUUUUCCUGACAUGAAAUGGAGAACAAACUUAUUGUUGCCGUCUGUUGGCACCCACUCUACCACUCAAUGUCAGAACCUUACAGAGACAGAAGAGAGCUUGAAGAUAAAGUGGGAUUUAUACUUGUGUGUCAGCUCUAUGCAGAGCUUAUGCCAUUGUAAGCAUUUAUACUUUCUAUGAUGUGCUGUAAAGUUUAGUUGAUUCAAAACACACAUUAAACAUGGCUUAAUAGAGACAAUUUCAAACACAAGUACACAAAUCAGCUUCACUAUAACUCGCAGCAUUCACAGACAAAGCACUUGUCUUUAUCUGGACACAUUUCCCCCACAAAUACAACAUGCUAAUGUUUUUAGCUGAAGCCUAUGGUAUUUUACAUUGUAUAAAUUAGCCUAGUGGCUAGCGGACUUUUCCCAUGGGAAGCCAGGGACAACAGCAACAUUUAACAAUGGUAACGUUACAAAGUUUGGCUCCAUUACAACUCUCAAGGUUCACCAACAAAACAACUGUCUUAUACUAAAUGCGCUUUCCAAACAAAUGUACCAUGCUAACAUUACUAGCACAAUCCUAUGGCUUGACAAGCGGAGAUUUCCUCUAGUCAUAUGAAGCCAGGAUAAAUCACACACAAGACUUAAAAUGCUACUUCUGUGGAGGCUUCAUUGUAUUCACACAUUUAUUGUUUCUUAUCUGUGAAAGCAAAGUAAAUAAAAGUUUCGUUUCGACUGAGGGAAAUGGUUUCAGCUUACAAAAAUAGACAGGAGGUCUGCCUCGCUGUGACGUGUAGUUACAUUUCUGGGGAGAUUCACAUCGUAGGAUACGGCAUAGGUACUGUGUCUACGUCAACGCAGACCUACGCCGUAGUUACGGAGUUGAUUUGACUCGAAAGUAUAAAUCCUGCUGAAGUGAGUGAAGCCGUGGGACUACUCAUGCUAAUGCUCUAAGUAGCCUAAUUAGAGUUGUUUCGUGAUUGUUCAACUAUUGGUUUUACUUAACUACGAACCAAGUUAGCCGUUAGCUGCCUUCCCCAGUUAGUAGCACAAAUGUUAGCACAACUCUUGAGGGCGAAUUUGCCAUUUGUGAAACAGCCCAAAAAACACUUCAGCAGCCAUAUUCAGGGAGUAGUGUGAGGUGAAACUUUGCUUUGUGUUUUGUGUGAACACAUCAUUAGCUAUCUCAUCUGACUUAUAUUCCAUUGCUCUGGAUUGAAGUAUUCACUGAACAUAGUGAUUCAAGUAUUUUGCGGUUUCCUGUAUUGAAAUGAAUGGACUAUAAGAUCAUUAUUUACACAAGUAUUUUACAACAGAGAGAACCCUAGAGCAAUAUCAGAAUAUUUCUACAGAGGAGAGGCCUAUUUUUCAAGGUUCUUUACAGUCUGGGGUCCACUUAUAGGGGUGACCUCCCAAUAAAUUCAGAGCAUGAAACAGCAUGAAAACACCCGUGAGGCAAUUAACAGAUUAGCAGAAUUUAGCUAAUGGCUAUAUUAGCUGAUAAUAGCAUUAUUCGUCUUUUAUGUUGCACUGCUGUUGGCAAUUCAUCAUGCUGAUUUUCCUAAAAGGUUGAUGCUACUGUAACUGGUGUUAAUCAACUUAUCAUGAAGUCACUGUUGUUUUAGCAGAAGUGGCCAAUAGAGCAUUUUGAAAUGCUGCUGGCCAGAAGUCUGAUAUUGUAAAUACACAGAAAGAUGUGAAAUCCUUAAACGAAGAAGCGUGCUUUGAGUGCACAUUUGACAAGAUGAGGAACUGUGUGUGCGUGAGUGUGUGUGUGUGUGUGUGUGUGACCAACUCACUGAAAUAUAGUGCUGCUAAAGCCGAUAUGUAAGGUAUUAUGUCAGUAUUCGGAUUUUUUUUUUUUUAAGUAUUAAUUAAUGUGCACAGAAAAGCAAACGACCUGCUAUCUAUGUUGGAGUGGAUAAGUGGUUCUUCUGAAGUGUUUAACUUGUCAAAUGAUUAUAUAAAGGACCUGAGCUCAUAUCAACCUUACUGUUUACCCAAAACAAAGUCAUGGAGUGUGUAGUUUCUGAAGCCAUUAGGCAUGUGUUGUGUGGUCUAGUUUAUGGGGGAGUUGUCUGUUCUCUGUCUUAUCACCUUAAAUAUGUGUCUCUAGCACUGUCAGUGUGACAGUAUUGAAUCUAUUCACACUGAAUUAAAUAAAAGUGACCUUUGGAUUCAA
Messenger RNA from Epinephelus moara (kelp grouper), 9423 nucleotides. RefSeq names its product multiple PDZ domain protein. The coding region runs from base 207 to 6560 and encodes 2117 amino acids. The transcript is spliced from 48 exons. Lineage: Eukaryota; Metazoa; Chordata; Actinopteri; Perciformes; Serranidae. Gene Ontology annotation, molecular function: protein binding. The record is from RefSeq and is a predicted model, not a curated record.